UAAUUCCUGAAUCCCGAUGAUGUUAUAGUUUAUACUUUAAUACUUGUGUGAUUCUGAUUCACGAGAGAGAAAGAGAAAGAAUCAAAAAGCAGAGACCGAUCUGAUUCGAUUACUUCCAUGGAGAAACCAGCAAGAUCAAAGGGGAAAAUCUUCUCAUUCAUAGCUGGAGCCACACCCAUCAGCCCUGGUCCUGAAAAGAGGUCCGAGAAUUGGAGCAAAUUCAAAGCCAACCAUCCCUGCAAAGGUUUUUCUGGUCCCAUCAUAUCCAUUAUUCCAGCCGAAGCUCGCAGGAAAUCAAGGAGUGGUAGCUUCGAUGCUGCAGAACCCACAUCCCCAAAGGUGUCUUGUAUGGGUCAAAUCAAACACAAGCACAAGAAGCUCAAGAACAAGAACCAGAAGAAGCUCAUUGUGAGAUCCAAGACUCUGUCUUCUCCUCCGGAUUUCCAUGAAUCGUCUACCGGAGAAGUAAAGAAGAAGAAGCCCUUUUCGGGGAUUCGUAGAAUUUUCCGGAAUAGGAAAUCUGAUAAUUCUGAUGCUGUGUUUGACGAUUCUGAUAGGGAAGUAACAGUUCAGGUUCAGGGUAGGGAGCAACCUUCUUUGGGUCAGAUGAAGCGGUUCACAAGUGGUCGUGAUUCUCUAGCUAAUUUCGAUUGGACGGCACAGGUGCCGGCGGCGUCAAAUGACCGGAAAUAUCAUUCCGAUGAGGAGAGAGAUGGAGGGGAGAGUGAUGAUGAAGAUGGUAUAAUAAUUUAUCACUCUGCACCCAUAAAUUCAUAAUGGUGGUUGGUGGAGUUUGUGACUUUUGGAGCCAAGGAAAGAAGUUAAAUCUGUGGAAGAGAAGAACUGAAGA
Messenger RNA from Telopea speciosissima, 850 nucleotides. RefSeq lists its product as uncharacterized. The transcript has a single exon. The record is from RefSeq and is a predicted model, not a curated record. Lineage: Eukaryota; Viridiplantae; Streptophyta; Magnoliopsida; Proteales; Proteaceae. The coding region runs from base 118 to 777 and encodes 219 amino acids.